AUGUCUUUGGAUGCUAUUCUUGAGUCAGCUAACCUUUUGUUGCAAACAACAUUGAGUUCCAAUAUCGGCUUCAAAGAAAUAUUAAAUAAUGAAAAAUUGAUCUUUUCUCAUAAAGAGGAGGAAAUAUUAAAAUUAGCGACGCGUUUGGAACAAAUAAAAGAGCAAAGACGCGAUUUACAUUAUACUUUACAGAGAAAAAGUUGUUUAGAAAAUUUUACUACUGGAUCGGACGAAGCAAGUGAAAUAAUUUCUUUGGAAGUACGAAUUAAGGAGAAAAAAAAAACGUUGGCUUCUUUAAAUUCGAAAAAUCAGGUUAAAGACAAAGCGGUAGAAAAUACCGAAACAGGGCAAGUCAUAUUAACUUCUCUAUUCUCCGAAGGAAAUAAGACAUCUUCACAUGAAACCUGUCUCAAUGAAAUGAUAAAUAAGCGUGACCUUCUCGUAUCUGAGUUCUUGAAAUCACAUCAAGAACUUCUUAAGGUACAAUAUGAGUUGACAAAUCUCAAGAAAGCCGUCAUUGCUCGACAUAGAGAAAAUAGAACAUUGAUGAUGCAAAUCAACGAAUUUAUUUCCAAACCAAUUGAAAAAUAUUACGAGAAUUCAGGAAAUAAUCAAGCUGUAACGUUACAGUUAAAAAGUUUGUCGAAUGAUUUGGCGAAUGCAAGAGCGAAACGAGAAAUUGUACGAAAUAUUUUACAAGGAUUAAUCCUUGAAAGUGGAGUGGAUUGGGCGAAUGACGAACAUUUAUUGAAUUUGAUACUUAUUAUUGGAGAGGAAAUUUAA
Molecule: messenger RNA, 783 nt
Organism: Funneliformis mosseae
Lineage: Eukaryota; Fungi; Glomeromycota; Glomeromycetes; Glomerales; Glomeraceae
Source: the annotation of a GenBank genome assembly